Vavraia culicis subsp. floridensis is the source of this 318-nucleotide messenger RNA. RefSeq lists its product as uncharacterized. The record is from RefSeq and is a predicted model, not a curated record. NCBI's taxonomy places the organism in Eukaryota, Fungi, Microsporidia, Pleistophoridae. Bases 1 to 318 code for a protein of 105 amino acids. The transcript has a single exon.
AUGAUAAGAUCCUCGUUUAAAACUACCGGUUGUUCAGGUUUAUUUUGCGCAACGAGCGAAGUGGAAAACGGCAUUUAUCGUGUGGACACAUGCUAUAUGUACACCAUAACACAGAUACGAACAAUUAAUAUGCUGUCAAACAACUCUAUGGAUGAUCAGAACGAUUUAUGGCUUAGUGUACUUAUGGACAGGUUCAUGUCCGGUUGUCUUACUAAAAAAGUUUAUUUAUCAUCUCAAACAGCGGUAUCAUCCAAACAAAUCUUUCUGAUUCGCUUGAACCAACCAUGCCACGGGCUAGUUCAUUGCAUUUUCCGUUAG